This is a messenger RNA of Hansenula ciferrii, 3675 nucleotides long. It is a transcript of the gene DCP2, whose product is annotated as decapping enzyme complex catalytic subunit. Gene Ontology annotation, biological process: nuclear-transcribed mRNA catabolic process, nonsense-mediated decay; deadenylation-dependent decapping of nuclear-transcribed mRNA. The record is from RefSeq and is a predicted model, not a curated record. Gene Ontology annotation, molecular function: RNA binding; 5'-(N(7)-methylguanosine 5'-triphospho)-[mRNA] hydrolase activity; manganese ion binding. Lineage: Eukaryota; Fungi; Ascomycota; Saccharomycetes; Phaffomycetales; Wickerhamomycetaceae. The coding region runs from base 1 to 3675 and encodes 1224 amino acids. Gene Ontology annotation, cellular component: cytoplasm; P-body. The transcript has a single exon.
AUGUAUUUUUUGUUAACCGCUGAGUUCAAUUUGACAAAUAACAAAAACAACAAAAACAAUGAAAUCAAAUCAAAAAUCAAAUCAGAAACAGAUCAAAAUAGUCAAUUAAAGAGAGACAGAGAAAGAGAAUCAUACACAGAAAAAGAAGCCUACCAUAUGUCCAUCCCCUUGCAAAUUGAAUUGAAUGAUGGCUUCCAAAACCAGACGCUAGAGAGAGUAUUGGAAGACAUCUUGGUACGUUUUGUUGUCAAUGCACCACCAGAAGAUUUAGCUACAAAUUCAAGAGUUUUCUUUCUUUUCGAAGAAGCUCAUUGGUUUUACUUGGAUUAUAUAAGGACCAUAAAUCCAUAUUUACCUGCUUUAAAUUUAAAGAAUUUUGCCAAAAAAUUGAUUGAAUUGUUUCCAUUGAUUUGGAAAGGUGGUGAUCCAGAUGCUGCUUUAAAAGAAUUUGUUAAUUAUAAAAAUACUAUCCCUGUGAGAGGUGCUGCUUUAUUUAAUGAAAAUUUAUCAAAUGUGUUAUUGGUCCAGGGGACAGAAUCUCCAACUUGGUCUUUCCCAAGAGGUAAAAUCUCUAAAGAUGAAGAUGAUGUUACAUGUGCUAUAAGAGAAGUUAAAGAAGAAAUUGGUUUUGAUAUUGGUCCUUUUAUUGAUGAAAAUGAUUAUAUUGAAAGAACUAUAAAAGCUAAAAAUUAUAAAAUUUAUCUUGUUAAAAAUAUACCUCAAGAUUUUAAAUUCCAACCAAUUGUUAGAAAUGAAAUUGCUAAAAUUGAAUGGAAAGAUUUUAAAAAAACUUCCAAGAUCAUCAAGAAUAAUCCAGGUAAAUAUUUUCUUGUUAGUAGUAUGAUUAAACCAAUAAAUGAUUGGAUUAAAAAGAAUAGAGGUGAGGUUAAUGAAAAAUUAUUGAAAAAACAAGUUGAAACUCAAUUGAAAUAUCUGUUGGGUAUUGGUCAAACUGAAAAAGCUAAAGUGGAUCCAGGUAGAGAAUUAUUAGAAUUUAUUCGUAAAUCAACUGCUGAAAAACAAUUAAAAGAUGAACAAAAUCAAAAUGAAAAUUUAACUGCUGCAAAUUUACAACAACAUCAAUAUCAACAACAACAAUUCUUACAACAACAACAAUUACAAAAUCCUUUACCAAAUUAUGGAUUCCAACCACCAAGUUUCCAAAACUUACCUUUCAUUGCACCUUUCGCACCACCACCACCUGGAUUAUUUAAGUCAUUAAUUCCACCUCCACAUUUCCCAAUGGCUGUACCUCCACCUUUCCCAUUACCACAAUAUCCACCAAUUCCAAUCUUACCACCAAAUCAACAAUUCCCUCAACAUAAUUUAAAUCAUCAACAACAAAAUGCUCCAAAUCCUUCAGAAUUAUCUAUACCAUCUCAAGGUAUUCGUCAAAGAAAUGAACAACAAAGUAAAGAAUUAUUAUCAAUUUUAAAUAGUGGUGGUUCAAAACAAAAUAAUGCAAAAGAAUUGUUAAAUUUAUUUCAUAAAAAGAAAACUGGAACUGGUGAAACGCCUAAAAAGAUAUCAAUUUUAAACAAAAAUAAUGAUAAUAAUACUGAAGUUAAAGAUUAUUCACAAAAUUUAUUAGCUUUAUUAAAUAAAAAGGAAAAAUCUCCAGAGAAGAAAGCUGAAUUAGAAGAAAAAAUUAAUAAAUUAGAAAAGGUUGAUAAACAAGAACAAUUAACUCCUUCAAAACCAAAGAUUAAACUGUUGAAAAGAGAAGAAAAAUUAGAAGAAGUUAUUACACCUUUGAAUACUUCAAAUGAAAAACCUUCAAUUAAUCAACCAUCACAAAUUCAAUUAGAACAAGAAAUAGAAUCAAAGCAAGAACCAAAACAACAAUUUGAAUCAAAACCUCGUGGUGAAAGUUUUGUAUCAUCAGCGGAAAGUGAAGAUUUUUAUCAAUCUGCACCACCAAGUAAAGAAUUAUUAGAAUUAAUUCAAAAAUCUAAAAAAAAUAAUAAUUCUGAAGAUUUUGAAAUUUUUGAAGAAACUGAUGAAGAAGAAUAUGAAUUUGAAUCAACAAAUGAAGAACAAGAUCAAGAUCAAGAUUCAAUUUCAAAUAAAUCAAUUAAAGAUUUUGAAGAAACAAAUGAAAAUUUUGAUCCUUCAGAUUUCCAAAAAAUUGAUUCUGAAUAUAAAGAUGAUUUUGAUGAUGAAUUAGAUCAAAUUGAAAAUUCUCAAACUGUUAAUGAUUUUAUACCACAAUUUUCUUCAUCUUUAUCAAAUACUAAAAAUACAAAUGUUUCUAAAAAGCAAAAUCAUCAUGGUUCAAAUUUUAAUCAGCCUCAAACUUCAGCUAUUAGUGAAUCUUCUCCUGCUCCUCCAAAGAAAUUUAAACUGUUGAAAAGAGGUGAAGAAUUACCAUCAGUUAAAAAAGAAGAAGAAAAAGAAGAAGAAAAAGUUCCUGAAUCUAAAGAAGCUGAAGAAUUAGAACCAGAAAAGGAAGCUGAGACUACAAGUGAACCUGUUUCAUCAAAUGUUGAAGAAUUUGAGGAAUCUGAACAAACAAAAGAACCUGAGCAAGAACCAGAGUCACAGCAAGAACAUAAUGAACAUGUAAUUGAAGAUAAUGCAAGUGGUACUUCAACAAUUCAAUUUUCAGAUGAUGAAGAUGAUGAAGAUGAUAAUUAUGAAGAUUCAAGAGCUGAUAUUGAAACUCCACAACAAGAACAAGAACAAGAUGCCAAACCAUUUGAAACUGAACCAAAAUCAGGAUCUGAAACUCCUGUUGCCUCACAACCAGUUAACACUCAAGCUACAAAUAGUUUAUUAAGUUUAUUACAAGGUUCUAAAUCAAAUUCACCAAUACCUGAGAGAACUACCGUCUCUAAUGAUUCUGAAAAUCAAUUGGAUGUUCCAAUUACAGAAUCUAAUCAUUCUUCAAGUUCAAAAUUUACAACUCCAACUAAUGAUUUACCUGAAAAUUUGAAUAUUGAAACUCCUCAAAAGGAUAAUGCUUCUAAAAAUUUAUUAGAUUUAUUAAAAGGUACAAAACAAAAUUCGCAAGAGUUUAUUCCACAACAACAACCUGAACAACAACAACAACCUGUUCUUAGCCCAUCUCAAGGUAAUACUUCAACUUCAUCUGGUGGUGCUGAAUUACUAAACAUCUUACAUGGUAAUAAAUCAUCAGAAGUUUCACAAUCUCAACCAACUUCACCUCCAAUAAGUAAUUCAUCUGGUGGUGCUGAAUUAUUGAAUAUUUUACAUGGUAAUAAACAACCAGAAAAUUUAACUCCAAAACCUGAAUUUAAUAAAAAUUUAGAUGGUUCAGAUUUAUUAAAUAUUUUACAUAAGAAUAAAUCUCCAGAAUCACAACAAUCUCAACCUUUAUUUACACAAUCACAACAAUAUCAACAACAAUAUCAACAGCCACAAUUUCAAACACCACCACAACAACAGUUUCAACCUCAACCUCAACCAUCAUCAUCAUCAGGUGGUGCAGAAUUAUUAGGUCUAUUACAUAAAAAUAAAUCACCUGAACCUUCAAAUCCAACUUUCCAACAUGAUAGAUCUUCAUCAGGUACACCAGCUAAUGAUCUAUUAAAUUUAUUACAUAAAAAUCCAACUCCAGAAGUUCAACAACAACAAGAACAACCUAAGCAAGAACCUGAACAAUCAUCAUCAUCAAAAGGUGCAUCAUUUCUGGAAUUUUUAAUGAGAAAAUGA